AUGGAUCAAACAGGAAACCAGAAGCAGAAGCAAUCACUGAGUCAGUUCAUAGAAACUCAGUUCCAUAGAAAGCUGACUCAGUUGCUUCUUUCAGUUUCUGUUUUUUCCUUGUUUUUUUCUCACUUAUAUUGCCUUUCCUUGUUCCAUUCCUUUAGCUUCACUUUCCAUAACACACUUGCUUUCAAGUUUAUUAGCCAUAACAUAGAUAAAAACUUCAUAUUCCUUCUUUGCAAUGGCCUCCUUGUUUUCGUUGCAAAAUUUUCUGGACUCGUUAGUUCUUCAUCACAGCAUAGUAAUCUUAGUGAUUAUCACUAUAAUCAUCAGUCUUUCAAAAGCUAUACAUACAUCCCUCAAACUGAGUCGACCCACUUGGACACCUCAACACCAUUGUUGGACUUGGAGAAGGAAGAAAAUGCUGGUUUUGUUGAAGAAGAGGCAAAAGGGUCAUCAAUUGAUGAACCUUUUGUUGAAGACAAUGAAGAAAGUGAAACUUAUGAACCAGAAGAAGAAGAAGAAGAAGAAGAUAUUGAAGAAAGUGAAAACUAUCAACCAGAAGAAGAAGAAGAAGAAGAAGAAGAAUUAAUGGAAGGAAACAAUGUGUUAAGUACUGAAGAGAUGAACAAAAGAUUUGAAGAAUUUAUCAGAAAAAUGAAGGAAGGAUUAAGGAUCGAAGCUCAACAACAAUUAGUCAUGGUUUAA
Gossypium arboreum is the source of this 699-nucleotide messenger RNA. RefSeq lists its product as uncharacterized. Lineage: Eukaryota; Viridiplantae; Streptophyta; Magnoliopsida; Malvales; Malvaceae. The transcript has a single exon. The coding region runs from base 1 to 699 and encodes 232 amino acids. The record is from RefSeq and is a predicted model, not a curated record.